AUGACCAAGGAAGGGGCAGCCAUACCGGAUGAUGUUAAACUAACGGUCCCAGAGGGUCUUCAAGACGGUACAAAAACCAACAUCACCUGCACAGCUCGCAAUGGAUACCCUGCUCCUCUCAUCCAUUGGUAUAUCGGAUCGAGGAACGUCACAGGCAAUUCAACCCUGAGGACAUCCAUCAACAGCGCUGAUCGAUAUGAUGCUGAAAGCAAUCUGACCUUCGUACUCAAUAGGUUUGACCACGGGAAUCAUCUUCUCUGUCAGGCAGUUCAACCUGAUACACCCUUGUAUUUCCCAAUUAAUGCAAGCGUGAUUUUGAACCUUUUAUACUCCUCAACUCCAUACAGCCAUCCCAGAUCCACCUUCUCGACUCAUCGUCGACCAAAACCAGACAACAACUUCAACUCUCUUCUUCGCUUGGCAGCCAGGGUUCGAUGGCGGGUUUCAUCAGACGUUCACCUUGAAUACUGUCCAAAAAACACACUGGCGAAGGAGGAAGAGUGUAGUGUUGUCACCAACUUGACACAAUUAUCUCUCAGUCUUGACGGACUGAAUCAAUUCACAUGGUACGUGUUGUCUCUAUGGGCACAGAAUAGCGCAGGAAAUAGUAGCAUGUUGACAACAGUGGCUUCUACAGCUCCUUUACAACCAGAGAACUAUGGCUUAACAGUCACUCGAGAAAAAGAGGGGCAAGUGCUGCAAUUGUCAAAGGCGAAUCAGUCAUUGGGUGAUGUCUGUUUCAUUUGGAAGGCCUCCCAAGAAAGUUGUCGCCUCGUGGAUGGUUCAAGGUGCAUAGACCCCGGGACAAAUAUCAGCAUUGACCAGGAUGAUGACGUAGUUGUGGUGACCUAUGGGAGAGGGUUGUGCAGUGAACCAGCUUUUAUAAAAGAUCUACCGGGUCAGAAAGGUACAUCAAAUAAUCGAAGAACUCCUUACAUGACAAUAGCUAUUGGUGUUAUUGUCUCAGUCGGUUUCAUCAUACUAAUCUCACCUGGUCUUAUGUACUGUACCAGAAGAAAGAAAGAAAGGUAUGGAGAUUAA
Lytechinus variegatus (green sea urchin) is the source of this 1041-nucleotide messenger RNA. RefSeq lists its product as uncharacterized. Bases 1 to 1041 code for a protein of 346 amino acids. NCBI's taxonomy places the organism in Eukaryota, Metazoa, Echinodermata, Echinoidea, Temnopleuroida, Toxopneustidae. The record is from RefSeq and is a predicted model, not a curated record. Gene Ontology annotation, cellular component: cell-cell junction. The transcript has 7 exons. Gene Ontology annotation, biological process: cell-cell adhesion. Gene Ontology annotation, molecular function: cell adhesion molecule binding.